This is a messenger RNA of Cuscuta campestris, 2366 nucleotides long. NCBI's taxonomy places the organism in Eukaryota, Viridiplantae, Streptophyta, Magnoliopsida, Solanales, Convolvulaceae. The record is from the annotation of a GenBank genome assembly.
AAUAUCUUCAUUUCAAACACACCAUCACCAUUAUUUUACACACCAAAAAAAGUCAGAAGCAAAUAGUAUAUUUCUUGUAGCUCAUAGGAAUGGUGAGAUAUAAGUUGUACAUAGUGAAGUUCAAUACUCUGAGCUUUCGAAGAAAUCUUUGUUGUUAAAUUCUGAUAUCUCUUAAGACACAUUUCUUGGUCAAAUAAGUAGUGAUGUAAUUCAAGAUGGAUUCCAAAGCAUGGAAUCUGUCUACGAUAAAUUCCCCAGACAUCAAUAAGGGGUUUAUGUUGGUUCACGACCUUUCCCAAUCAAUGACGAACCAACAUAGCGGCAUUUUAUACGAAAAGCAUCACGUGAAUACGAUGCAGUUGAAGUAUUUAUCGGAGUGUCUAAAAAUGUUGAGGGGGAAGAUGAUGGUAAUCCAUUCUUCCAUCAACCAAUGAAUCAACCCUUUUCAUUCCAUUUUGCUCAAAAUGUUGAAAGCGAUCAUCAUCAUUAUCAUCAUUAUCAUCAACAUCCAAUCCAAGAAAUCAUCAAUCGAAUUCCAGAAAGGGGGAGUCCAAGAACUGGCCGCCAGAAACAAUGGAAGAAGAAGAAGAAAUGGUGCUCAUCGUCCACCAUUCCUUCGACCUGAGAGGAGAUUCUGAGGUGAUACGGAGCCGGCCUAAACGGUUGUCGGCCGGGCCAGGGGAGGAAUCGUAGGAGGGUCUUGCCAGAGAUUUCUACGCCAAUCAAUUUUGGAUUUCUUCGUCCAAUUGAGUAUGAUUGCAAGCAUAGAGAACCUCAACGAAGAUUUGGUGGCGGAGAUUCUUCACCGGCUCACCUACAAAGAGUCACGGCGAUGCCUGUGUGUAUGCAAGACAUGGUCACUCAUAGUGUCGCAGCCAUCCUUCCUCAAGAAACUCAUGACCUUCCACGGUCCUAAAAACCAAGUUCAACAACAACCUUAUGCCAUCGUGAACAUCAUCGGAUGUCAAGACUUCAACACCAAAAAUGAGUUAAAAGGAUGUACAUGUUAUAGUCAUGAUGAAGAUAAUAACCCCCCUGUGGUGGUCUUCGACAGGUCUCUUGACUUCCUGCCGAAGAGGGAAGGAGAAGAGAUAGAGGUCUUGAGGGUGUCGGGAGAUUUGUUCCUCUGCCGCCACUCGAAGAAGAGUGGUAGCCGCCCUAUGCGGGCCCACCAUUUGGGCGGCAGCAUCAGCGGCGGCGAUGAAGAAGAUUAUUACUAUGUUUGUAACCCAAUAACCAGGCAGUGGGUUUCUCUUCCUCCUCGAGCUCGCGGUCAUGGAUCAAACAUUCAAUUUUAUUCAGGCCAGUUUUACGAAGAAGAUCCAACCACGAGUAGUAGUAUUUACCGUCCAGAAUAUGAGUAUGUUGUUUUGGCUAUGGUUGAUGAGGCGCCAACACAUCACUCGUUAUCGUCCAUCAAUGUUGAAUUCUUUUCUUCUAAGGCCGGGAUAUGGAGGACUUUGUCUUUAUCAGCCCCGCAAGGCUUCGUUUUUUCCCAUGAAUUUUGGUUACAGGAGAGCUGUCUACACGAGGGUGUUUUGUGGUAUUGCAAUGGAAUACAGCUUCUCAGGUACAAUAUUAAUAAAGAUUUGCGACGACAGGAGCCUAUGUUGUUCAAUCUACCUCAUGACUAUAUUGUUCCUGAUGUAUUGGCAAUCUAUAUCGGAGUAUGUUGUGGUCGCUUUCAUCUAGUAGGGCACUUUGAGGAGGAGGAUGAUGAUGAAGAGAAUGUUACAAUACCGUCCUAUUUGAUGGUUUGGGAACUCGAUGAGGAAGAAGAAGAAGAAGAAGGAAGAGGGGGAAAAUGGAGGUUGAUGCACAAAAUCUGUGCAACUGACAUUGGAAUUCUAUACCUAAGUCUUCAUCCGGGCCAUCCUGACAUCAUCUUCUUCGAGCUAUGCCAUCGCCUGGUCGAGUGUAACCCUCGCACAAAAGAUUUCAAAUACAAGAAAAAAGCAGCAACGAGAUACACAAUUUCUAACCGAUCUAAGAGCCAAAUAUUUUUUAUACCGCCGUUGUAUCCAACCCCAGUUCUACCUUUGAAAAAUAUGCAAGAGGAGAACCGCUUUUUUGAUCCUCCUGUACUACCUGUGGUCACUAGCAUUUGGGAGCAAGUUGAUUUUCUUGGAGAAUUUCGAAAAAAAUUGCAAGUUGUGUAGAUAUGUCCCUACUUGUAAUCUGUGUUCUAUUAUGUUCAUUUAUGCGUCAACUUUCAGUAAAAAACAUUUGUAGCUUUUACAAUUUCUCUCCAUAAGUUUUAUCAUCUUCAACCAAACAAUUUCACUCUGCUUAAUCUCGACCAUUUAUUAGAUCGGAGGAGAGUGUAUCUUGUUGUUACAUCUUUUCAAUAAUAUGGGUUUUGGAAU